Messenger RNA from Sphenostylis stenocarpa, 167 nucleotides. NCBI's taxonomy places the organism in Eukaryota, Viridiplantae, Streptophyta, Magnoliopsida, Fabales, Fabaceae. The record is from the annotation of a GenBank genome assembly.
AGAAAGAGUGGCUCGUGGUCAAAUUCAAGUUAGACAUACUCCAGGAAGAUUUCAAGUUUCAAAAUCUCUUAAGCAAGUCCCCUAGUUCAACAAUAUUUUUAGAUCAUCGAGACAAACUCACUGUAGACAAAUACUCCACAUUGAGUUUGAAUGGGGAUAAAAAUGAU